Esox lucius (northern pike) is the source of this 2449-nucleotide messenger RNA. It is a transcript of the gene chkb, whose product is annotated as choline kinase beta. Gene Ontology annotation, biological process: phosphatidylethanolamine biosynthetic process; CDP-choline pathway. The record is from RefSeq and is a predicted model, not a curated record. Gene Ontology annotation, molecular function: ethanolamine kinase activity; choline kinase activity. NCBI's taxonomy places the organism in Eukaryota, Metazoa, Chordata, Actinopteri, Esociformes, Esocidae. The coding region runs from base 674 to 1990 and encodes 438 amino acids. Gene Ontology annotation, cellular component: cytoplasm. The transcript is spliced from 11 exons.
UUGUCCUAGUGGAAAAAAUGCGUGUGGAACAGAAAUAUCUACACAGCAUUUAUUUAUCCUGCAGUGCUGAUAUUCAGGAAUAGAUGUGGCAUUUUUUCUGAAAAUGAUCGAUGUUAGAGAAAUAAAAAAUGUGAGGAUCAAGGAGCUAAAUUAAGGGCUCCUUUCAGCAGUGCGAUUCGGUUCCCAAGUUGGUUCUCCAAAAAGAGCCGUUUGUUGGCGUACGACCCAUCACUAGCUGGUAGAUAUAUGACAGUAUAUUCACAUGUAUUUUAUUACUGAGGUGACAUUACAUGUAUAUUAUUGACUGUAUAUUAGGUGGUUAAUUCGUGUAUAAAUGCACCCCGUUUUAACAAGAUAGUUAACAUUAUUUUUAGGGAAGUCACCUGCGUCGUAUACCGUUAAAGUACGGUACAGAGUCCCUGUACCGUUGUUACCAAUUUAGCUACAGUAGCUAUUCAUUCCGUAAUUGUUAAGUUCGCGUCACUGACAUUAUUUACACUAUCGGUUUGUUUAGACAGUUUCAUGCGAUGCCAGUGUUAGUAAACGGCUAGAUAACUAUGUCUUCUAAUUCGAGUUAAUUUAGGCGACAAGGCUGGCUAACUAACUGAAUCUGACACAGCGAGUUGGGACUGCAUUUCGAUAACUACGAGCCACCCACGUGAACUAGACUAAGAUGCAGUCAGGCGGAAAUGUGAUUGAGAGUCACCGUGAAGGGGCGCUUGUGAAAUCAGACAAGGAAGCCUGUUCGAGAUACAUUCCCACUCUGACGACGGAAAACACUGGUCCAACUAUGGCGAAUAAAAAGGCUGGGUUCGGGGACACUGUAGUCAUCAAUGAGAGCAAACUCAGGGCUCCGAGUCCGCGUGGAACAAACGGAGACCAUGACUCUGAAGAGGAAUCGUACCGAGAUGGGCGGUCAGAGGAGGUGGACCGGGACACAAAAAGCAGAGCGUUCGCUUGGUGCCGAGACUUUCUCUCGGGUUCAUGGAAGAGUAUUCCCGAGGCGGAUUUUCGCAUCAGCAUUGUCAGUGGUGGACUCAGUAACCUGCUGUACAUGUGUAGUCUGCCAGACCAUGCCCAGACUAUUGAAGAUGAACCCCGCAGGGUCCUGCUCCGAGUGUACGGGGCCAUCCUGCAGGGAGUCGAUUCACUAGUCCUGGAGAGCGUGAUGUUUGCCAUCUUGGCAGAGAGAGCGCUGGGACCCAGGCUGUAUGGAAUCUUCCCUGAGGGACGUCUGGAACAAUACAUGCCGAGCAAACGUCUUCGUACAGAGCAGCUCUUUGUUCCUGAACUUUCCGCUGAGAUUGCUUCAAAGUUGGCCCGCUUCCAUGGGAUGGUUAUGCCAUUUAACAAGGAGCCCAAGUGGCUGUUUGGGACCAUUGACAGAUACAUGAAUCAGGUGAUGAACUUGAAGUUCACCCGUGAGGCUCAUAUCAAGAAAUUCAACAAGCUGAUUAAGUACAACCUCCCUGCAGAGCUGGAGAGUCUCCGAGUGUUGUUGGCAGCAACCCCAUCGCCAGUUGUGUUCUGUCAUAAUGAUGUGCAAGAAGGUAACAUUCUGAUGCUCGAGAACAGAGACCACUCCACCGAUAAACUCAUGCUAAUUGACUUUGAAUAUAGCAGCUACAACUACAGGGGAUUUGACUUUGGGAACCACUUUUGUGAGUGGUGCUAUGACUACACCUACAACCAGUGGCCCUUCUACAAAUAUACACCUGACAACUACCCAAGCAGGGAACAACAGCUUCAUUUUAUUCGUAACUACUUGGCGGAAGCUGGAGGCUAUUCAGAGAACACCAUGAAUGAGGACCAAGCUCGUAUAGAGCAACAGAUGCUGUUUGAAGCCAAUCGGUUUGCCCUGGCUUCUCACUUCCUCUGGGGCCUGUGGUCCAUCAUUCAAGCCAGGAUAUCCAAAAUCGAGUUUGGUUACAUGGACUAUGCCCAGUCUCGGUUUGAUGCCUACUUCAAGCAGAAAAAGCUAUAUUCCUAACUUCCAUCUUCAAAAGAAUAGAUGGAUUUCUUGGAUUCAACUGUAAUUUUGAGAUCUGCUGAUUAUUCCUGUAUGCGAUGGACCUUGAUGACCCCCCCAAAAAUGUAUUUGUUAUUUGUAGCUUUUCUUAGUUUGGUUAAUUUAUUCAGAUUGUAUGAAGGGAGUUGUUGAAACUGACAGCAGAAUCAUAGUUACUAGGCAGAUUAACCUGUUCAGGUAAACCAAAUCAGGUAAAACACCAACUAAAGAGUCUAAGGUGGCUUUAAAUAUAAUGGAUUGUUUGAACUUGAUUUAGAAUAUACUCUACCCCGUCCAUCUUGUAUUUAGUCCCAGCUUAGCAUGGACAAGUAACAGUAAAGCAGUCUACAUUUCACAAAAUGCACUUAUCUACAGUGGGGAGAACAAGUAUUUGAUACACUGCCGAUUUUGCAGGUUUUCCCACUUACAAAGCUUGUAGAA